This is a messenger RNA of Alternaria alternata, 1192 nucleotides long. RefSeq lists its product as hypothetical. The record is from RefSeq and is a predicted model, not a curated record. Bases 209 to 934 code for a protein of 241 amino acids. The transcript has a single exon. NCBI's taxonomy places the organism in Eukaryota, Fungi, Ascomycota, Dothideomycetes, Pleosporales, Pleosporaceae.
UUGGACGCCAGGCAGCAACAUUUGACGAAUGGCAAGCGCAGAUGGUUUUAUUCUCAUAACACAGAGAACGAAUAGAGGUACCUUUCAAUCAUAACUAUUCACAUCUUAACAGGCAAGCCACACACUUGGAAGAUUCACAACCUCCGGUCUAGUCCUGUGCCUGCCCCAGACCAAAACCAAUCAAGCACCAAAGGAAAAUAAAAAACCUAUGCUAGCAACUAAAAAGUUCCAGCGCAUCGCGCAGGAUCUCGAAAAGCUCCCUUGUGAGCUCCACGGAGACAUACUGAACGACCUUGAGUUCUCGCAAUUGAUCCGCCUGUCCUCAUGCGCUGGUCCCCGUCUCACUUGGUCCCUUGAAAACAGCAUUUCAGCUUGGGGCGAUCACUUCCGUGCUGAAGACAGAAGCACAUGGCAAAAACUGCUCUCCAUCUCAGACAGUGUAAGGCGUUUGUGCUUCAUCCAACCCAAGGCCAAGGACGAAACACCAUACAUAUUCGAACGCAGCCUAGCUUUUCUGUUUUUCCGCAAUGAAGACUGGAAGGCGACUGCAUGCGGAUGGUUACCAGCAGAUGUUCAAAAUCGGUCCAGGUUUGCUGAACACCAACUCGCAAGAACUUUCCUCGCGGAACUUAACUCCAUCGUCAUGGACAGAACGUGGUCUGCGUUCCACGAACACUACGCACGCUUCAUCGAACCAUGGCUCCCACGAUUGUCCCCGCAAGCCAAAGCUAUCUUCUCCAAGGUCCCCAAGCUAGGUAUAAAAGACGCGGUUUGCCAUAGGUACGCAUACCUCUCGAAGGAUCUGCCGUUCAGUAUCGACGAUCUAGCAACAUUCAUCGACAUGUACCAACAAUUCCGAUUGCUCAGGGCAGAAACAAUGGCAGCCGAGCUCUACCGUUUGGCAGAUAUCUACGAAACCUAUCGAGCCGUUUGACCUUAGGGUUCGUGCACCUGAUAACCUCAACACGCAACAUGUUCCCACUGAUAUACGUCGCUGUGCGAGGAAGCUGGUUAGGAAGGCGAAGAAUACGAGGUGGAAAAAUACCGAGGGGUGCGUUGUCCGCUUCGCAUGGCCGGCCCUGGUGCCGUAUGAAAGUCAAGUAGAGAUGUUCCAAGAGCAUAUUACGGACGCUACAGAUAUACAGGUUGCGCCCGCGGACAUUGUGGACAAAUGUUGUGCUGUUGUUGCGAA